Cercocebus atys (sooty mangabey) is the source of this 1321-nucleotide messenger RNA. RefSeq names its product ankyrin repeat domain-containing protein 26-like. The transcript is spliced from 13 exons. Lineage: Eukaryota; Metazoa; Chordata; Mammalia; Primates; Cercopithecidae. The record is from RefSeq and is a predicted model, not a curated record. The coding region runs from base 1 to 1239 and encodes 412 amino acids.
AUGAGGCUGUCCGCCGAACAGAGUUCUGGUGACUCAUGGCUUUCAAUAGAUGAUGAACUCUUUGAUUCUGAUACCAAGACUACCUUUGAAAAUGUUCCCCAGAAAUAUGAUAGUCACUUAACUGAAGCUGAUGGUCAAAGAGGAAAAAGUACAAUAAAGGAACAAGAAGAUUCUCUUGAGCAAUAUCAUCACUUGAAGCCUAAGGUUGAAAUCAAAGAGUGUGUUUCGAACCAGGCAGUCAGAAUGAAAGGUGUACAAGCAUGCACAUCAGACUUGGGGCAGAUGAACUUAAUAGAUCAAGAAAAGAUGACCACUGCAGCUGCAUUUCUAUUUUGGAAUUACACUCUCCAUGACCUGUGUGAGUCACAGCUACCAGAAAACAAAGAGAGCAAAGAAGUAGAACAAGAUUUAGAAGCGACAUCAGAGCAAGAGCCAGAAAGGCUUGAAGGAAGUGAAAAGAACAAGCCACAGGCUGAGGGAGAAAGGAAGAAGCAUGCAAGGAAUGAAACAGAAGCAUCAAGAAACCUACAUGAUGGCUCCACUGAUGACCAUAUUCAACAAGGAGAGAGUGGAGAAACUGACGGUCAGCAAAUUCCUAGGACAGAGCAUGAAGAGUGCGAUAGUAGUGUCCCUGCCUUGCAUAUGAAGAAAGUAAAGAAAAAUGAACAUGAAGAAUGGAUCACAACAGAAUCUGUGACUCUGCUAGUAUUUAAGAAGGCCGAUUUAAUAACUCAUGAUCUGCUGCAAGUGACUGAUGACAGCAGUUUAACUGAAAUAGAUGAGAAAGAAAGAAAGCUUACAAAGAAAACAUCUAAUGAGAAGGACAAGGUCAGAAACCAAAUCCAUUCUAUGGAUGGCUUUGAUGACUUAACUUGGUCAUCUGAAAUAGCCUCAGAAUGUUGUGAGCUGCCUUACUCUAAUUACAAAAAGUUUAUAUUGCUCAUUGAAGAACUUGGCGUGGAUUGUAAAGAUCCUGUUAACCUACUGAAAAUUCAGGAUGCCGUUCAUUCAUGGGAAAGAUCAAUAGAAGUUGAAAAAAAUCACUGUAAACUACUUACAGAAAAAAUGAAAAAAAUGGAAAAUGAGGUCCAUGUACUACAAAAGGAGUUAUCUGAAACAAUAGAAAUAAAAUUACAGUUAGAACAUCAAAACGAUGAAUGGGAACGAGAUUUCUACAGUUUGAGAUCUGCCUUAAGACAAGAAGAAGAGAAGAGAAAAAAAUGCCAACACAUUGUAUGAAAAAAUCAGGGGACACUUAAGAAGAAAAGAAGAGCAGUACAUGAAAGAAGUUGAAGCGAACAAACAACUUCAACUGCCUUGA